CGCCACAAUCUCCAUCCGCCCACACCUCGUGCUGCCAUGGUGACCGCCGUUGACAUCACGUUGCCGUGGAGACGGUGAUAAACGAUCACGCUUUCUUUUUCUUUUUCUUUUUUGCAGCUGAUCGAAGUGAUCAAUGUUUCUGACGCGGUGACGUCAUUCUGUUUCCUUCCUCGUGCGGGAAGUCAAAAACCUGCUGAUCAGCCAAUCUGCGGUUCGUCUGUGCUGCAUCCUCCGCUUCCUCCUCUCCGUUUCUCCUCCUCCUCGGCCCCGAUGCUCCCGCCGGCCCUGCCCGGCCUCGAUGCUCGGUCCGCGGGCUGGCUGUAGCUCGGUGAAUCGGUGCACAUCGUCGGUCCGUCAUGGUGCAGAAAUCUCGCAACGGCGGGGUGUUCCCCGGAGCGCAGGCCGACCAGAAGAAGCUGAAGGUCGGCUUCGUGGGUUUGGAGGCCGGAGGGACGGACUCCAGUAGGGACGGUGCUCUGCUCAUAGCGGGUGGAGACGAGGGGCCUCGGCGGCAGCGCAGCAGCGUCUCCGGGGGGAAGAAACCUCCCAAACGAAACGCCCUCUACAGACGCCUGCAGAACUUCCUGUACAACGUCUUGGAGAGACCCCGAGGAUGGGCCUUUAUCUACCACGCCUAUGUGUUCCUGCUGGUGUUCUCCUGCCUGGUUCUGUCUGUGUUCUCCACCAUCAGAGAGUACGAGAAGAGCUCCGAGGACGCGCUCUACAUCCUGGAGGUGGUGACCAUCGUGGUGUUCGGGGUGGAGUACAUGGUGAGGAUCUGGGCUGCCGGGUGUUGCUGUCGGUACAGAGGGUGGCGAGGUCGACUGAAAUUCGCCAGGAAGCCCUUCUGCGUCAUCGACAUCAUGGUGCUCAUAGCAUCCAUAUCAGUCCUGGCUGCAGGGACUCAGGGAAACGUCUUCGCUACGUCGGCCAUCAGGUCACUGCGGUUCCUUCAGAUUCUCCGAAUGAUCCGUAUGGAUCGCCGAGGAGGAACCUGGAAGCUGCUGGGAUCGGUGGUCUACGCUCACAGCAAGGAGCUGAUCACAGCCUGGUAUAUCGGCUUCUUGUGUCUCAUUCUGGCAAGUUUCCUCGUUUACCUGGCAGAAAAAGAAGAUAAUGAACAGUUUGAGACAUAUGCUGACGCCCUCUGGUGGGGACUGAUCACCUUGACAACCAUCGGUUAUGGAGACAAGUUCCCCAUCACCUGGAAUGGACGUCUGCUGGCUGCAACCUUCACUCUGAUUGGAGUUUCAUUCUUUGCUCUGCCGGCUGGGAUUCUGGGUUCUGGCUUUGCUCUGAAGGUUCAGGAGCAGCACAGACAGAAACACUUUGAGAAGAGACGAAAUCCCGCAGCAGGACUCAUACAGGCGGCCUGGAGGGUUUACGCCACAAAUCUGAGCCGAACCGAUCUGACAUCUACCUGGGAUUAUUACGAGAGGACAGUGUCUGUCCCCAUGUAUAGGUUGAUCCCUCCUCUCAAUCAGUUGGACUUACUAAGGAACCUCAAGAACAAAUCCGGACUCUCAUUCAGGAAGGAUGUUCAGCCUGAACCUUCUCCCAGUCAGAAGGUGAGUCUAAAGGAGAGGGUCUUCUCGUCUCCUCGGAGUUCAGGAACCAAAGGCAAAGGUUCUCCUCAGCACGGAGUUGCACCUGGAAUGGGUCCUGCUCCUGGCAUUGGUCCUGGAGUACCUGGAGGUCCUGGGGGAGUCCAGGCCUUGCGGCGGUCCCCCAGCAUAGAGCCCAAUUUGGAAGAGAGUCCCAGCAAGGUUCCAAAGAGCUGGAGCUUUGGAGAACGCAGCAGAACUAGGCAGGCCUUCAGGAUCCGGGGAGCAGCAUCCCGUCAGAACUCUGAAGUGCUGAUAGAGAUGCAGGAUGAAGAGUUCAGACAGAAGAGCUCCCCAGAGGCCAGCCUUCCUGGAGAAGAAAUGGCUGAUGACAACAAGAGCUGCCACUGUGAGUUUGUCCCUCAGGACCUGACCCCAGCGUUAAAGGUUACCAUUAGAGCCAUCUGCAUCAUGCGCUUCAUGGUAUCCAAGAGGAAGUUUAAGGAAAGUCUUCGUCCCUACGAUGUCAUGGAUGUGAUUGAACAGUAUUCAGCCGGACACCUGGACAUGCUCGCCCGUAUCAAGAACCUCCAGUCUAGGGUGGAUCAGAUCGUUGGCAGAGGAACACCAAUUGCAGAUAAGGAUCGUCCCAAAGCAGCCAGUGAGGAGCUACCUGAAGACCCGAGCAUGAUGGGACGCCUGGGGAAGGUGGAGAAGCAGGUCCUGUCCAUGGAGAGAAAGCUCGACUUUUUGGUUAAUAUCUAUAUCCAGCGAAUGGGAAUCCCUCAGGCUGAGACCGACGCCUACUUUGGAUCCAAGGAGCCAGACCCAGCACCACCCUAUCACAGUCCAGUGGAUCAGCUGGAGAAGAGCCAAUCCAUCGCCAAGAUCAUGCAAGGGUUGCCAGGUGAACAGGUGGAGAAGGCUCGGGAUGUGACGAAGAUGGUUCGCUCCAGCAGUUCCACCGGACACAGGAACUACAAUGCCCCCACAUGUCCUCCCUCCACCUCCUGGCAGCCCAUCAGCUCCCAGCUCCACCAGCAGGCUCCGCCCCCUCCUCAUCGUAGCCAGGGUAAUACUCCAAGUCCGGUGGGGGAUGGGUCACUGGUUCGACUGCCCCCUCCUCCAUCUGGGGAGAGACACAGUGGGAACCGAUCAAACCGUCACAGCACCGGAGACCGAGGGGGGGCGGAGAAACAGGAGAGGGCAGGAGAGGGGUCCAAUGGGAUGGGAGGAGGAGGCGAGGAGGGGAAGCCUGACAGUGACACCUCUAUCUCCAUUCCAUCGGUGGACCACGAGGAGCUGGAGCGUUCUUUCAGUGGCUUCUCCAUCUCCCAGUCCAGAGACAACCUGGACUUCCUCAACAAUGGAUUCUACUCCUCCAACAAUCUGGGAGAUCGCCAUGGUGGGGGAGGAGCUGCCUGCUGCACCGCCGUCCGGUCCUACAUCGCUGAGGGGGAGUCAGACUCCGACUCCGAGCUCUGUGCCCCGUCGCCGCACUCGGACCGGGCCUGGACUGGAACCAAAUGAAGCUGCGAGAAAUCCAGAGUCACAACCAGCAGAACAUUUAAAGUAUUCAUCAAAAUGUGAAUAAAAAGUAAACAUAAAGAUUUAAACCACCAGCUGGAGGCUCACAGCAAAGGAUUAUUGUGUAUAGAGCUCAGCGGCCGCACCCAUGAUGGUACGAUUUACGUGACAGAUUCUGCACGGCAAACAUCUGUCCACACUGUCACCAACUGGCACACUGCUGGGACAUGCUUUCACCUGAUUGGUUGCUUGUUUCUAUGUAUAAAAUAAUCACAUAAUCUCAGCUCGCCAAUACAUUUGUUAAUCGUUUAAACAAAGAAAAGUUGGAAAGAUGGACCAGACUGCUGUUUGUUUAUCUACUUCCUGUCCAAAGUUUAGGAAGUAGAUCCGGAGCUGCCGGGUUUUAACUUUCAGGUGAACCACGAGCUUUCAGGUAACUUUGGCUAUGUAUGGGAUCUGUAUCUUAUUCUGCUCUCUAGAGGCUGCAGCAGUAUCAAUGAACUCUGUUUAUAUGUUUUUUAAUAUUCUGGUUAUUUAACUAAAUGUGACUCUGCACGGUCACUGGAGCAUCUUCUUACUGUGACACUAUCAGCUUGCACCUGCUCAUCUACUACAUGUAAUCUUUAGCAGGUUAUUGUUUUUUCCCCAGGUGUUUGUGGAAGACUGUAUGGACGAUUUGAUAGUUACUAACAGCCUGAGGUCAGUGCUAACACACAUGCUUAUGUAUUUUGAAAGAUAAUAAAUAAGACAUAAUCUUCCAGUAACUCCAUGCUUCACAGACCUGCUGCAAAUUUACUGCUGCUGUGAUUUCAGAGUAGACAUCAGGGGAAGAUUACUUUUAAUGCUUGUUGCCAAUCGGGCUCUCUAAAUAUGGUAAGCAUUGCUGAAAACUUAAAUUUUAGCAUUUUUCAGCUUAUGAAAAACAAAAACCAAAAUCAUACAACCUGAAAAGGUCAUCGGCCAGAAUAUUUUCAGUUCCCUUUUUAUGUUGAAUGUCUAGAGUGUAUUCCUGCGUCAACAGAGCCUGUCACGUUGAAUAUA
This is a messenger RNA of Haplochromis burtoni (Burton's mouthbrooder), 4112 nucleotides long. It is a transcript of the gene kcnq2b, whose product is annotated as potassium voltage-gated channel subfamily KQT member 2. Gene Ontology annotation, biological process: transmembrane transport; potassium ion transport. The coding region runs from base 357 to 3074 and encodes 905 amino acids. The record is from RefSeq and is a predicted model, not a curated record. Gene Ontology annotation, molecular function: voltage-gated potassium channel activity. The transcript is spliced from 19 exons. Gene Ontology annotation, cellular component: membrane. Lineage: Eukaryota; Metazoa; Chordata; Actinopteri; Cichliformes; Cichlidae.